Molecule: messenger RNA, 1125 nt
Organism: Aspergillus puulaauensis
Lineage: Eukaryota; Fungi; Ascomycota; Eurotiomycetes; Eurotiales; Aspergillaceae
Exons: 2
Coding region: 1-1125 (374 amino acids)
Biological process (GO): carbohydrate metabolic process
Molecular function (GO): beta-glucosidase activity
Source: RefSeq, a predicted model, not a curated record
AUGUCCUUUUCCAAAGACUUUCUGUGGGGCUUUGCCACGUCUGCCUACCAGAUCGAGGGCGCCGUCUCCCAGGACGGCCGCGCCCCGUCCAUCUGGGACACCUUCUGUGACAUCCCCGGCAGGAUCAUGGACGACAGCUCAGGCGCAGUAGCAUGCGACUCCUACAACCGCUGGCAAGACGACAUCAACAUGCUAAAGUCACUCGGCGCCCGGGUCUACCGCUUCUCAGUGUCAUGGUCGCGGGUGAUUCCACUCGGCGGACGAAACGACCCCAUCAACCAGAAGGGCCUGGAGUUCUACGUACGCUUCGUCGACGCCCUACUCGACGCCGGAAUCGCCCCGUUUAUCACGCUCUUCCAUUGGGAUCUGCCCCAGGCCCUCGAGACCCGGUACGGCGGCCUGCUGAACCGCGACGAGUUCCCGCUGGACUUCGAGAACUACGCGCGCACCAUCUUCGCCGCCAUCCCCAAGUGCAAGCACUGGAACACCUUCAACGAGCCCUGGGCCUCAGCCGCCAUGGGCUAUGGCCCGGGUCGCAUGGCGCCCGGCCGCACGUCAGACCGAACCAAGUCGCCCGAGGGUGAUACCGCGCGCGAGCCAUGGCAGGUCGGGCACACCCUACUGAUCGCACACGGGCUCGCCGUGCGCGCAUACCGCCGCAGCCGCCACAGCCUCGCCGACGGCGGCGCGAUUGGUAUUGCGCUGAAUGGCGACUUCGCGAUCCCGUGGGACACUGCAGACCCGGCGGACGUGCAGGCCGCCACGCGGCACAUGGAGUUUGUGAUUUCGUGGUUUGCGGAUCCCAUCUACCUGGGUGAGUACCCGGCGUCGAUGCGCGCACAGCUCGGCGAGCGUCUACCGCAGUUCACGCGGGAGGAGCGCGAGCUCGUACUGGGGUCUAGCCGGACUAACGAAAAUCCCUUUUCUAGCUGGAAAUACUACAUUGUCUACUUUGCUAUGCUGAUCAUCGGAUUUAUCAACAUGUACCUCACGUAUCCUGAGACGAAGGGCCACACGUUGGAAGGCAUUCGAGAGAUCUUCGAUGGAAAGAACGAGCCUGAGAGGGUGGAAAGGGACGGGGAUGAUAAACAUCCUGCCGUUAAUGCUGCUCCUGUCAAGCUCUGA